CAUUUCUAUGUGCAGAUGCUGAAGAUGGAGGCUGUGAGGAUGGAGACUGUGAGGGGGGAAAGUGGGUUAGGCUGCAAGCUGAUUGGAGAGGCUGACUGAAGGAGGGAAGUGAGUCUGGAUCAGCUGUUAGCUGUCGAUCCUCCUUCCUCCCCUCACCACCACCACCCUCCCCAGCGUCAAGUAAAAAAAAAAAACAAAAAACAAAAAAAAACAACCGGAGUACCCGGCCAGAGAAGACACAGCGUCUGCCUGUGAAGACAGAAGUCAGGUGGACAGCAGCUUUUCGUAGAUUUCAGCAUGAACUCUCUCCCAGGAAGAGCCGCACUGUCCCUGUGCAGGCGCACGGCCACAGGCGGGAUGAUGAGGGUCCUUUCAGGUGCCCCGGCUGCAGGGGUCCUGUCGGCCGACAGGGCCUCUUUCCAAGCUGUGCGGGUCUGCCACUCCGGGACAAGCCGCAAGCCCACCGUCAAUACCAAGAAGAGGGGCUACGACAUCACCAGAAACCCCUACCUCAACAAGGGAAUGGCAUUCACCCUGGAGGAGCGCUUACAACUGGGUAUCCACGGCUUGCUACCCCCCUGCUUCCUGUCCCAGGAUGUCCAAGUCCUGCGCGUCAUGAAGAGCUACGAAACACGCACCAAUCCUCUGGACAAGUACAUCCUGUUGAUGACACUACAGGACAGGAAUGAGAAGUUGUUCUACCGUUUGCUGACCUCUGACAUCGAGGAGUUCAUGCCAAUCGUCUACACUCCCACUGUCGGCCUGGCUUGCCAGCAAUAUGGACUCGCCUUCAGGAGACCAAGAGGACUCUUCAUCACCAUCCAUGACCGAGGCCACAUUGCCACGAUGCUCAACUCCUGGCCAGAAGAAGACAUAAAGGCCAUUGUAGUGACUGAUGGGGAGCGUAUCCUUGGCCUGGGGGACCUGGGCAGCUAUGGGAUGGGCAUUCCUGUGGGGAAGCUGGCGCUCUACACAGCCUGCGGUGGGGUUCGGCCACAGCAGUGUCUCCCUGUGCUACUGGAUGUUGGCACAGACAACCAGGCACUGCUCAAUGACCCUCUGUACAUUGGGCUGAAGCACAAGAGAAUCAGAGGAAAGGAGUACGAUGAACUGAUUGAUGAGUUCAUGCAAGCAGUGACAGAUAAGUACGGGAUGAACUGCCUCAUACAGUUUGAGGAUUUCGCCAACAGCAACGCAUUUCGCAUCCUCAACAAGUACAGAAAUCGAUACUGUACCUUCAACGACGACAUCCAAGGCACGGCUUCUGUAGCUGUUGCAGGGAUCUUAGCAGCUUUAAAGAUCACCAAGAACAAAUUGUCAGACCACACUUUUGUCUUCCAAGGGGCAGGCGAGGCUGCUUUGGGUAUUGCUCAUCUGCUUAUAAUGGCCAUGGCCAAGGAAGGAUUGAGUAAAGAAGAAGCUGCCAAGAAGAUCUGGAUGGUGGACUCAAAGGGCCUCAUUGUGAAGGGAAGAAGCCACCUAAACCAUGAGAAGGAGGAGUUUGCUCAUGAGCACGCGCAAAUCAAAACGCUGGAGGAGGUGGUGAGCAUCAUCAAACCCACUGCCAUUAUAGGCGUCGCUGCAAUUGGAGGAGCCUUUACAGAGAAGAUAAUUAAAGACAUGGCAUCUUUCAACGAGAGGCCAAUCAUCUUUGCUCUGAGUAAUCCUACCAGCAAGGCCGAGUGCACAGCAGAGCAGUGCUACAAGCUCACAGAGGGUCGGGGCAUCUUUGCUAGUGGAAGUCCCUUUCAUAAGGUGACGCUGGCAGAUGGACGCACCUUCUACCCCGGACAGGGUAACAAUGCCUACGUCUUCCCUGGAGUCGCUUUGGGCGUUAUAGCCUGCGGAGUCCGCCACAUAUCUGAUGACAUUUUCCUCACCACCGCAGAGGCGAUUGCCAACAUGGUCACAGAGGAGCACCUGGCUGAGGGAAGGCUUUAUCCUCCUCUCAACACCAUUAGAGAGGUGUCCUUCAAGAUCGCAGUGAAGAUCGUCAACUACGCAUACAGAAACAACAUUGCUUCAGUGUACCCGGAGCCUAAGGACAAGGAGGCAUUUGUGCUGUCUCAGACCUACAGUUCUGAUUACGACUCCUUCACUCUGGACACAUACGACUGGCCAGAGGAGGCCAUGAAGGUCCAGGACGUGUGAUUGGGGUCAUCGGCGUCUCGUUCUCUCUCUAAACUAAACACGCUGCCGUAGCGGCACGUAAAAAUUGCCUCUAUUCUGAAAUUUUGCCUUUUCGUUUUUUUGUUUCUCUUUUCUUUUAUUUAUGUGACUAAACAGCUGCCCCGAGUAAAGCCAACCAAAUACUACAUAAGAAGAUUAUCUCAGUUUUCUGAGUGUUGUUAUUUCAAGUCAUUUUAUCCUCUUUUAGCUCUCUACUUUUAGUUUUCCAUAAAAAAACAUUUUAAAUACGCACAAAAGCAUAUCAGAUAUCAUUCUCACAGCAUAAACCAAUCUGAUUUCACAGUGUAUCACAACAUGUUUUUCUUGUCUUGACAUGAAGGAACAGAGGACUUAUUUUGAAGACUCUCUGUGCCUCUUACUGUGUGAACUCAGGAUGUCCAUGUUUUCAUAUUCCAAGUUCAAACUGUUAUAAGAGACACAUCUGGCUCGUCCCAGAUUUUCCACUCCGUCCCUGUGUGCACAUAUGUUAGCCUGCACGCAGGGCAUAAAACACUCCAUUAUCAACCUGUUUCUAUAUAAAACGAGUGAUUUCUGACAGCAGGCACUACUCACAUACUCUUUUUUUUAUGUGUUUGGAGGAAGCAUCGGUAAAUUGAGUUAUCCUCGUUUUUGUUCACAGUGCUGUGCUUCCCUUUGUUUGUUUUGUAAAGAGCUCUGCCUGUGUUUUUGCCAAAGUUGUCAGCUGUAUCAUAUUUUACUCCUAGAGGACGUGAUGCUGUGGACGCUUUAGCACUGAGAGAUAUGCUUGAAGUUUUCAAAGGGAACAUGAAGCUUUUUAAAUAAAAGUAUCAAUAAGAUA
Molecule: messenger RNA, 2989 nt
Organism: Maylandia zebra (zebra mbuna)
Lineage: Eukaryota; Metazoa; Chordata; Actinopteri; Cichliformes; Cichlidae
Gene: me3
Product: malic enzyme 3, NADP(+)-dependent, mitochondrial
Biological process (GO): malate metabolic process; pyruvate metabolic process
Cellular component (GO): mitochondrion
Molecular function (GO): malate dehydrogenase (decarboxylating) (NADP+) activity; NAD binding
Source: RefSeq, a predicted model, not a curated record